Messenger RNA from Cynoglossus semilaevis (tongue sole), 684 nucleotides. RefSeq names its product discoidin domain-containing receptor 2-like. Bases 246 to 668 code for a protein of 140 amino acids. The record is from RefSeq and is a predicted model, not a curated record. NCBI's taxonomy places the organism in Eukaryota, Metazoa, Chordata, Actinopteri, Pleuronectiformes, Cynoglossidae. The transcript has 5 exons.
GUGAUCUUCUCUCCGGACUGUACAGAAAGUGUUUUCGUUGCUCCCGCGUCGGUUCACGCGAAAGUGUUUCGCGAGCGCAAACGGUUCGACUUUAACCGUUACAAGAAGAAGAAGAAGGAGGAGGUGCGUUGGUUUUCACCACCAUGAUCCUCUAAGGGCGACGAGAGGAGCUCCGUGUUGCUGCUGCUGCUGAGAAACUACAGACAGAGAUGUAGCAUGUGUGUUGGUGUGACAGGUGGACCAUCAUGCACCUCUUCCUGCUGCUGAUCCUCCAAGCCACAGCAGCCUUUGGACAGGUUGACCCCACUCACUGUCGCUUCGCGUUGGGCAUGGAGGAUGGACGCAUCAAGGACAAUGACAUCACGGCAUCCAGCCAAUGGUACGAGACGACAGGACCCAAGUAUGCCAGGUUCAAUCGCGAGGAGGGCGACGGCGCCUGGUGUCCUAAAGGGGAGCCGUCGGACAGUCAGUACCUGCAGGUGGACCUGGGCAGGUUGACCUUCCUGACCGUGGUUGGGACUCAGGGACGAUACGCCAGGAGCUCCGGCAAAGAGUACGCCACAGCUUAUCGCCUCAACUACAGCAGGGACGGCCAGACGUGGAAGUCCUGGCAGAACCGUCAGGGGAACACGGUGAGUCAAACCCACCAAGGACAAGUCAAAACAUGAGUGGCAGCGAGACGGU